AUGGCUGAGGCGGCGGCGGGAGUUUCCCCGCGGGGCGGCGGCGCGGGUAGCCUGUCGGAGGAGCCACCGAGCGGCCUGGAGCGCGAGGGCCCCGUGCGCUGGGACGGGCGCCUCACGCACUUCGUGGCCCGCGACUUCGAGCAGCAGAUGCGGCGCAGCGCCGCGCCGGGCUCCGGCUGCCUCAUCCCCGCCGUGGACCCCGCGGCGCUGCAGGACCUGGCGGCUCUGGCCGUGCAGGCGGCGGCGCAGGUGGACGAGCUGCUGCGCAGCGUGCACGGCGCCCUGCAGGCCCUGACGGCGCUGAGCGUGGGCUGCAUCCAGACGUACCGCGACGGCGUGGAGAGCCUGGGCGAGGCGGUGGACACCAGCAUCCGCUCCAUGUACACCCUGAUGGCGCGCUGCGAGGAGCUGGACAAGGCGAUGCAGCCGGUGCCCGCCUUGGCUCGGCGCAUCCGGGACAUGAAGGGGGCGCUGGAGAAACUCGAGGGGCUCUGCAAAUAG
Messenger RNA from Podarcis lilfordi (Lilford's wall lizard), 501 nucleotides. NCBI's taxonomy places the organism in Eukaryota, Metazoa, Chordata, Lepidosauria, Squamata, Lacertidae. The record is from the annotation of a GenBank genome assembly.